AUGCAGCAACAGAAGGCAGCUGGAUUACAGUCUAUACAGAGAGCUGUAGAAUUAUUGUCUAUAAGAGAUUCAGCUAAAACUAUUCAAGAUGCCAAGAAAAAAACUUUCCAGUUCUGGAGGACUCAGCCAGUACCCAAAUUAGAUGAGGAGGUAGUGGGUAAUGAUCACAUAGAACCGGAUAAACCCGUCACUGAAGUUAGAGAUGAACCGUUUACGUUACCAACCGGUUUUAAAUGGAACACACUAGACAUACAAGAUCCAGUUGUGUUAAAAGAAUUAUAUACUUUAUUAAAUGAGAACUAUGUAGAAGAUGAUGACAAUAUGUUUAGAUUUGAUUAUUCUUCGGAAUUUUUAAGAUGGGCAUUGAUGCCACCAGGAUGGUUACAGAACUGGCACUGUGGAAUACGAGUUAUAAAGAGUGAUAAAUUAGUAGGCUUUAUUAGUGCUGUUCCUGCCCAUGUUAAAAUAUAUGAUAAAACAAAGAAAAUGGUGGAAAUAAAUUUUCUGUGUGUACAUAAGAAGUUGAGAUCCAAACGAAUGGCCCCAGUGUUGAUUAAAGAGAUCACACGUCGAGUUCACAAACAAGGCUUAUUUCAGGCUGUUUAUACUGCUGGGGUUGUUCUUCCUAAACCGGUUGCAGUUUGUAGAUAUUGGCACAGGUCGUUAAAUCCGCGUAAAUUGAUUGACAUUAAGUUUUCUCAUCUGAGUAGAAAUAUGACAAUGCAGAGAACAUUAAAGUUAUAUAAACUCCCAGAGGUACCUAAAACUGCAGGUUUCCGGCCAUAUAAACCUACAGAUAUACAACAGUGUCAUAAACUUCUUAACAAAUAUUUGUCCAAGUUUGAUUUGUCAGCAGUGUUUUCAUUGGAUGAUUUUGAUUACUGGUUCACACCUAGACAAGGUAUUGUGGACAGCUAUGUUGUCGAGAAAAAUGGAAAGAUCACUGAUUUUGUUAGCUUUUACACACUGUCCUCAUCUGUCAUGCACCACCCUACACAUAAGAAUUUAAAAGCUGCUUACUCCUUUUAUAAUGUGAGUUCUGGAACACCCUGGAAAGACCUGAUUUUAGACACCCUGGUUGUUGCCAAAAGUAUGGAGUUUGAUGUAUUUAAUGCUCUAGAUUUAAUGGACAAUAAGAAAUUUUUAGAAGAAUUAAAAUUUGGAAUGGGAGAUGGUAAUCUUCAGUAUUAUCUGUAUAACUGGAAAUGUCCUUCUAUGGACACGUCACAGGUAUGUCUGAUGAUUUUGUUCUGUUUUUAUUUUGAGUCAGUCUCCAGUGUAAUCUUAAAAGAUUUAUACCAAGGUUGUGUACUGUUGAAUUCAUUUCAACCAAACACAACGCGUCAAGCAGAAUCCAUGUCUAAAUAUCAUUUAUCAAUUGUGCAAAACCAAAAAAGAGCGAAUGAAAUUAUGAGACUGCUGAUACUCACUUGUAAUAGUGAUUCUGAUUGGCUGAUGAGUGGCGAGUGUUGCUUGAAACGUCAACAGUACGUGACAUCAGUAUAA
Messenger RNA from Lottia gigantea (owl limpet), 1506 nucleotides. RefSeq lists its product as hypothetical. Gene Ontology annotation, cellular component: cytoplasm. The coding region runs from base 1 to 1506 and encodes 501 amino acids. The record is from RefSeq and is a predicted model, not a curated record. NCBI's taxonomy places the organism in Eukaryota, Metazoa, Mollusca, Gastropoda, Lottiidae. Gene Ontology annotation, biological process: N-terminal peptidyl-glycine N-myristoylation. Gene Ontology annotation, molecular function: glycylpeptide N-tetradecanoyltransferase activity. The transcript has 10 exons.